GCGCGGUGGGACGGGCGCACGGCGGAGAGCGGGGCGUCGCGGCAGCGGCAGCUGCCCGGCGGUAGAGAGGGAGGUGGUGACGACCCCGCCGCUCCUGCUGCAGCUGCUCCUACCGCUGCUGCCGCUGAGGAAAAGCAUGUGUGCAGAGUUUGGUGGCAGAAUAUUUAAGGUAUGUGGGCAGUCUGUGGCAAAUGCAUCUGAAGAAAGUGUGACUGGCUGAAGAGUCAGCUGAACUUGUGUAUGGAGACACAGAAGUGCUGGCAAGCCCAGGAAAAGAACUAAUUGGAAGAAUAUUGCUAGACACAGAAGAACUGGAACUUUUAACUUCUACAGCGGGCAGUGACUAAGAAUAAAUACGUUGGUAAAACCAUCAGCAGUGAAAAGGCAGACUGGUGUUUUUCAUUCUGUUGGAUUUUAUUACUUAAGAGACAGUUGACAUUUUUGUCAUCCCAUUUAAUUCAUCUUGAAUUUUUCUGUACAUAAAACUAUAACUGGACAAUUGCAUUUUAAUACUGUUUAAUAGCACUUUUGAAUGUUAAUCAUUUUCCAAGAUGAGCGCUGAGGGAUAUCAGUACAGAGCUUUAUAUGACUACAAAAAAGAGCGAGAAGAAGACAUUGACUUGCACUUAGGAGAUAUAUUAACUGUGAAUAAAGGUACCUUACUAGCACUUGGAUUCAGUGAAGGGGAAGAAGCAAAGCCUGAGGAAAUUGGUUGGUUGAAUGGCUUUAAUGAAACCACAGGGGAGAGGGGGGAUUUCCCAGGAACUUAUGUAGAGUACAUUGGAAGAAAAAAAAUAUCUCCCCCUACUCCAAAGCCUCGUCCUCCUCGGCCUCUUCCAGUAGCACCAAGUCCUGCAAAAGCUGAAUCAGAGAGUGAGCAACAAGCUUUUGCACUUCCAGACCUUACAGAGCAGUUCACACCUCCUGAUGUUGCUCCACCGAUUCUUGUCAAGAUAGUAGAGACAAUUGAAAAGAAAGGUCUGGAGUAUUCAACUUUGUAUGGAGCACAAGGCUCAAGCAGCGCAGUGGAAUUAAGACAAAUUUUUGAAUGUGAUGCCUCCUCAUUGGAUUUAGAGACAUUUGAUGUUCACACUUUAUCAGAUGCUCUCAAGAGGUAUAUUCUGGACCUGCCAAAUCCCAUCAUUCCAGCAGCUGUUUAUAGUGACAUGAUUUCUGUAGCUCAAGAAGUGCAGAGCACAGAGGAAUAUGCUCAGUUGCUGAAGAAACUGAUCAGAUCUCCAAAUAUACCUCCCCAGUAUUGGCUCACACUCCAGUAUUUGCUCAAACAUUUCCUCAGAGUUUGUCAAGCCUCCAGCAAAAAUCUCUUGAAUGCAAGGUCUCUGGCUGAAAUUUUCAGCCCUCUGCUUUUUAAAUUCCAGAUAGCAAGCUCUGAUAAUACAGAACACCACAUAAAAAUCCUAGAGGUUUUAAUCACAAGUGAAUGGAAUGAGAGACAGCCAGUACCAGCACUGCCUCCUAAGCCACCGAAACCUAAUAGCGUAACUAACAAUAGCAUGAAUAACAACAUGUCAUUACAAGACGCGGAAUGGUACUGGGGGGAUAUCUCAAGAGAAGAAGUAAAUGAGAAGCUUCGAGACACAGCUGAUGGUACCUUUUUGGUACGAGAUGCUUCAACCAAAAUGCAUGGGGACUACACACUGACUCUGAGGAAAGGAGGAAAUAACAAGUUGAUCAAAAUUUUUCACCGAGAUGGAAAAUAUGGCUUUUCUGACCCAUUAACAUUCAACUCUGUGGUCGAGCUAAUAAACCACUACCGGAAUGAAUCUCUAGCCCAGUAUAAUCCUAAACUGGAUGUAAAAUUACUCUAUCCAGUAUCUAAGUAUCAGCAGGAUCAAGUUGUAAAAGAAGAUAGCAUUGAAGCAGUAGGAAAGAAAUUACAUGAAUAUAAUACCCAGUUCCAAGAAAAAAGCAGAGAAUAUGACAGACUCUAUGAAGACUACACAAGAACAUCUCAGGAAAUUCAAAUGAAAAGAACAGCCAUUGAGGCAUUUAAUGAAACAAUAAAAAUAUUUGAGGAGCAGUGCCAAACACAAGAAAGAUACAGUAAGGAAUACAUUGAAAAAUUCAAACGGGAAGGAAAUGACAAAGAGAUACAAAGAAUCAUGCAUAAUUAUGAAAAACUGAAGUCUCGGAUAAGUGAAAUUGUGGACAGCAGGCGUAGAUUAGAAGAAGAUUUGAAAAAGCAAGCAGCUGAAUAUAGAGAGAUAGACAAGCGUAUGAACAGCAUAAAGCCAGACCUCAUACAGCUGAGGAAGACAAGAGAUCAGUACUUGAUGUGGCUGACUCAAAAAGGUGUUCGACAAAAGAAGCUAAAUGAAUGGCUUGGAAAUGAAAAUGCAGAAGACCAAUACUCUAUGGUAGAAGAUGAUGAGGACUUGCCCCAUCAUGAUGAGAGAACAUGGAAUGUGGGAAAUAUCAACAGAAGCCAAGCUGAAAAUCUGCUACGGGGAAAACGAGAUGGAACAUUCCUUGUUCGAGAGAGCAGCAAACAAGGCUGCUAUGCCUGCUCUGUUGUGGUGGAUGGUGAAGUGAAGCACUGUGUGAUAAACAAAACACCUACUGGGUAUGGAUUUGCAGAGCCAUAUAACUUGUACAACUCGCUCAAAGAACUGGUGCUACAUUACCAACACACAUCACUUGUGCAGCACAAUGACUCUCUCAAUGUCACACUAGCCUACCCAGUAUAUGCACAGCAGAGGCGAUGAAGAUCUUAAUACUCUGGGUUGUUUGUUGUUUUUUUUUAAAGAAAUGAUUUGUCAACAUUGAGGCCUCUGGAGAGAAAAGGCUCCUUUCAGCUUUACUCAAGAAUUUGCAGUAUCAAAGCUAUAUGUCUUCAGAUGGGACUAGAGAUUUCCUUCACAACUGCAGUGGGAGAGAUCA
Molecule: messenger RNA, 2901 nt
Organism: Cinclus cinclus
Lineage: Eukaryota; Metazoa; Chordata; Aves; Passeriformes; Cinclidae
Gene: PIK3R1
Product: phosphoinositide-3-kinase regulatory subunit 1
Exons: 16
Coding region: 552-2726 (724 amino acids)
Biological process (GO): phosphatidylinositol phosphate biosynthetic process; insulin receptor signaling pathway
Cellular component (GO): phosphatidylinositol 3-kinase complex
Molecular function (GO): 1-phosphatidylinositol-3-kinase regulator activity; protein binding
Source: RefSeq, a predicted model, not a curated record